AUGAGUAUAGCUGCAUAUGCGUAUGAAGCUGACAGAGCUAAACGUUUAUAUUUUGGUCAAUACUCUCUCACACUUACUGACAAAUAUAUUGUUAUCAGUGAUGGAAAUACCGAGAAAUACAUAACAUGGAAGGACUAUGAAAAGUUUGACCCCAUUUUAACUCCAUGCACUAUGCCAUUCAUUGUAAAUGGUGAAGUUGUCAUGAAGAACGACACAACAGUAUAUAAGUCUGUUCAUGAAGCGUUAGAAUAUAUGUUGAAUUAUAAUCCCGAAAGAUUUGACCCAAGCACUACGCCAUGUACAAUGCCUUUUAUUAAGGAUGGUGAAAUCGUAAGAGUUCCGGAUUCAACGGUUUACACAGCUGUUCAAAACAGUUUACAAAACAUUUUAGCGAAUAUCUUUAAUUCAGAAACUACAGAAAUAAAAUUACCAUAUAUAACAGAUGCUAAAGAAAUUAAAUCAAAAACGACAACAUUAUUUACGUCACUUAAUGAUUUAAUGACUUAUAUCAUUAAUAUUCCUGCACCAACUAUAGCAUUUGAUCCAAACUCGACGGUUUGCAGUGUACCUUUCAUAAAUGACAGUUCAUUAAUUACUUUAAGGGAUUCGACAGUAAAUGAAUCAUUAAAGGCGUCAUUAAUGAAAAUCAUUGAUUUUAAUUCAUUCAUGAAUACAUAUAAUUCAUUCAUUAAUGUUUCAUAUGCUUCUAAAGAAGGUGAGCCAAAAACUAUCGAUAAAGCGGUGUAUGAAAUAAAAGCAUCAACGACGAAAUUGAAUUCGUUAACUUUUGACGGUGAUAGUUUCGUUAAUGACAUAACAUCGGGGAAAACAAUUUUAACGAAAGAAUAUUUAAAAUCUCAUGUUAGUGAGUUCGUUGAAAUUGAAAAAGAAGGUGGAAUUAAGUUCGAUCCACUGAAUUUCAUUUUCAGCUUAGCGAAUGCGGGUGUUAGUUUCGCUGAAUGGACAACUAUACAGAGUGAAAUAAAUGCAAUAUGGACGUUUUUGGGGUCAAAAGCGGGAAUGGGUGAGCUUGUAAAUGCUGCAAGAACAUUAGGUGAAACAGGAAAUUUUGUAGAUGGUUUUAAAAGACUUGUUUCAAAUGUUUUAACAAACACAAAGAAAUUAUUUAGAUAUACCGUACAUAACGGACGGAUUUUCGAACAGAUAGCAACAAACCCUCCGGUUAUGGCUGCGUUGAUGAUGGUUAGAGAUAUAAAACCACGUAACGACGGGAACGAAGAACAUGAACAACAGGAUACUGGUCGGGUUAUUCGAGACAUUAAAAACGUGUAUCCUGAAGUUAUUGAUUUAUUUAGAGGAGUUAAUGAUUCAAUUUCAAAACAUUCUAUAACCCUCGAUGAAGAGAAUAAAUUAACAGAUUAUAUAUUCGUCAUUAUUGCAGAAUUAAUGAAGAGAAUAAAUGAAAAAGGAAUUGGUGAUAUCAUUAAUGUCAGCGAUGUAAUGAUGAAAAGAAAUUUUGACUCAUUAUUUACAAAACCGAAAACAGAAUAUAGUCUUUAUGACGUAAUUACCGAAUUAAUGAAAAAGAUUAAUGAUAAUAAGAGUUCUGGCGGAAGAGUUGAAUUAGAAGUGAAUGAUGUUAAUGAGAAAUUAGCCGAAAAAGCAAACAAAAAUGAGCUUUUAGCUCUGAGUGAUAAAGUCAAGAACCACGUUCAUUAUAUAACUUCAGACGAACAGAUUAUAACGAACUACCAUGGAUAUUUAACACGAAGUGAUGAAGCGAAGACAAAAAAUGUUAAUGAAAGAAGAUAUAAAUACAUUCGUGCUAAAGGUUAUGACAUAAGCUGUACUGUACAGUAUGAUGUAGCUAAAGCACCAGAAGCAUUUGGUUAUACCGGUGAAAUUUAUGCCUCUACUUUCAAUGUUAAC
Molecule: messenger RNA, 1890 nt
Organism: Trichomonas vaginalis G3
Lineage: Eukaryota; Parabasalia; Trichomonadida; Trichomonadidae
Product: keratin-associated protein family
Exons: 1
Source: RefSeq, a predicted model, not a curated record